UUAUAUUUUAUACAAAUAUUUAUGAAAGAGAAAUGUAUCAGUAUGUUUGAUAUUUAUAAUUAUUUAUUUAACUAAGAUGUCUCAAAUCAAUCAAGGACAGAAGGUAGACACAGCAGAUAUUUUGGCAAGAUAUCAAAUCAUAUCAAACAAAAUUAAAAAACGUUUUCUAAGAAAGCCUAAUAUUACAGAAGCCAAUGAUCAAUUUUGUGCUUUGGCUGUUGAAUGCGAACAAAAAGAAUUAUGGCAAUAUGCAGGCUUAUGUUAUUUAGCAGCAGCUAGAUGUCAUGGAACGUUAAAAAAUGCUUCUUCUGAAAUAAGCUUGCUAAUUAAAGCUGGUAGGCAGUUUUUAACUGCGGAAAAAAAAAAUAAUGAUAUCGGUUGUCCAUCAUUAGGACAAGAAAAUAUGGUGACAGCAGUCAGCUGUUUUCGUCAUUCCUCAUUGCGUUGUAGCAAUCAAAUGGGAUUUAAUACAUUAUCUGCAGGACUAGCAAUAGAAUUAGCAUUAUCAUUAGGUGCCAAUUCAGCUGGAAUUCAACAAUUACGAAAAUCGAUUGAUACUUUUCCAACUCCAAAAGGUGUUAAUACUUUGAUUUCUUAUUAUAUCGAACAAGGUGAUCAUGUUGCUGCUUUAAAUGUUCUUAAUGAAUUUGUCGAAUUUGUAAAAACUUACAUUAAUAUCGGUAUAAGAAGCAAUUACAAUGUUAUUUUACGUCGAUGCGAAAUAACAAGAGUUCUUUUACUUUUAAUUCUCCAACCAUCACCUAAAAGGCUAGCACCGUCAUUGGUGCAAGUUUUAGAGAAGUAUACGUGGGUUGAGGAAGGUACAAACAAUGGUCUUGAUAUGAGCGAGGAUGAACUUUUAUUACUGCAAUCAUUGGUACUUGCUUGUCAAUCACGCGAUUUUCAAGUAUUAUUUGAAUUAGAAGGUGAAUUAUGGCCAUAUUUCAAUGCAGAACAAAAGGAAUUAUUGCAUAAAUUAAUUAAAGUAUUGACAUUACAGUAAAUAUGUGAUAAUUGUAUAUAUAUAUAAAUAUAUUUAUAAAUCAAUUAA
Molecule: messenger RNA, 1051 nt
Organism: Polistes dominula (European paper wasp)
Lineage: Eukaryota; Metazoa; Arthropoda; Insecta; Hymenoptera; Vespidae
Product: 40-kDa huntingtin-associated protein
Biological process (GO): vesicle cytoskeletal trafficking
Cellular component (GO): early endosome
Source: RefSeq, a predicted model, not a curated record